GCUGGGCGCCGCUCUCGCCAGUCUGCAUCGCGCUCCUGCAGGAUGUGCGCGGCUCGGCUCUCCGCGGCGGCGCAGUCCACCGUGUUCGCCUUCUCCGCGCGCCCGCUGGCGGGCGGGGAGCCCGUGAGCCUGGGCUCCCUGCGGGGCAAGGUGCUGCUCAUCGAGAACGUCGCCUCCCUCUGAGGCACCACCACCCGGGACUACACCGAGAUGAAUGACCUGCAGAGACGCCUGGGGCCUCGCGGCCUGAUGGUGCUCGGUUUCCCGUGCAACCAGUUCGGACAUCAGGAGAAUGCCAAGAACGAAGAGAUUUUGAACACCCUCAAGUAUGUCCGACCGGGUGGUGGGUUCGAGCCCAACUUCACAUUGUUUGAGAAGUGCGAAGUGAACGGUGAGAAGGCGCACCCGCUCUUCACCUUCCUGCGGGAGGCCUUGCCGGCGCCCAGCGACGACCCCACUGCGCUCAUGACCGACCCCAAGUACAUCAUCUGGUCCCCGGUGUGCCGCAACGACAUUGCCUGGAACUUCGAGAAGUUCUUGGUGGGCCGCGACGGAGUCCCGGUGCGCAGGUACAGCCGCCGCUUCCGCACCAUCGACAUCGAACCCGACAUAGAAGCGCUGCUGUCCCAGCAGACGGGCGGCCCCUAGGGCCUUCUGGUGUCCGGGCUUGGUGGUCUCUGGCUGCACGCUGGGGGGAGGUUCUUCCAUGAUGGUGUUUCCUCUAAAUUUGCAUGGAGAAACACCUGAUUUUUUUUUAGGAAAAUCCCCUCAGAUGGGCGCUGGUCUUGCCCAUUCCCGGUGCCUUUCUGCCUAAACAAAGGCAGUUUCGCCACUAAUAAAGAGCUGAAUGUCAAAGAACUGUA
Molecule: messenger RNA, 863 nt
Organism: Psammomys obesus (fat sand rat)
Lineage: Eukaryota; Metazoa; Chordata; Mammalia; Rodentia; Muridae
Gene: Gpx1
Product: glutathione peroxidase 1
Exons: 2
Biological process (GO): glutathione metabolic process; response to hydrogen peroxide; response to selenium ion
Cellular component (GO): cytosol; mitochondrion
Molecular function (GO): glutathione peroxidase activity
Source: RefSeq, a predicted model, not a curated record